CGCACGCGUUAGCAGACAGCGUUGUCUUCCGCACGUGACCACUAAAAUUCUACCUGAGAGUAUGCUAACUGCGACCAUGCUACUAGUUCUACUGAUAGCCGGUAGUGUAGGGUCUGGUCUUAGCGAACAGAAUGCCAUCAAACAUUUCGACGUACAGAAUAUAGAUCAAGCAGAACUAGAUGCUUUGCUGAAGUUUGCUGUCAGAGAAAUUGAAAAAUUGAAGCUGGAUCAUCACGAACUAGACGAGUGCCAUGGUCUAGAAGUAGCCAGUAUCUUAAGAGGAAGAAAACAAGAAAAAGAAGGCGUACGUUAUUCACUAACACUAAAGGUGCAAUCUUCGGCAGUCGACUCCAAAGAAUGUCAGAAGAAAACCUCAAGUUUUGUACUGCAACCUGAGAUUUGUGAAGUAGAAGUGUCCGAGUCAAUGAAAAAGGGGACAGUCCAAAGGACACUGCUGAGGUCAGCUUGCUUACAAGUGGAGGAGCUGUUAGAAUGAAAUAUCCCUUUGGAUAUCUACAUUAACAACCAUGUACGAAUAGGCCUAGGGUGUGCCUUCAGAAGGAUGGACAAGAAAUAGACGUUUUGUACAUAGUCGUGUCUGUAUAUUAUCAUAGCACGUUAUCUGCAUGUAUUGUAUAUAUAUGUAUAGGUGUGUGUGUGUGUGUGUGUGUGUGAUUACAUAUUCAAGAUUAAAACUGUCAAACAACAUGCAGUAAAACUAGCUAUUAUCCGUAAUUUGUUAUUGAAGAAAAUAAUUUAAACGUUAAAUUUUUUUUUUUAGAUUUCUUUCUAUACAACGUAUUGGAAUCAAUGAACUGCCGGGCGAAACGUUGCAAUUAUAAGAUGGAAUCUGUUUAGUUGAGAAAAAUUAUAAAUGAUCUUAAAUUAACAGAUAUUAAGUAAUAGGACCACUGUUUGAUGAGAAAAUGUGAUGAAAGUAACACUUUUCAUGUUUAACGUGCCACUUUUAUGUCGCCACAGUCACGGGCUACUAGUAAAAGGAGUGUAUUAUUGAUAUUUCAGUUACAUCUUACUCGUUUUAGCCUUUACUGGCAAGUUCAUUUUUGUAAUAUCCGAAUUAAUCAGGCCUGUUUGAUUAUAAUAUUUAACGUCUUAGUAUCUUGAAGCCUGUAUUUGGACCAAUUGAAA
Messenger RNA from Limulus polyphemus (Atlantic horseshoe crab), 1149 nucleotides. RefSeq lists its product as uncharacterized. The transcript has 3 exons. The record is from RefSeq and is a predicted model, not a curated record. Bases 62 to 496 code for a protein of 144 amino acids. Lineage: Eukaryota; Metazoa; Arthropoda; Merostomata; Xiphosura; Limulidae.